UUGGUUGUCUUCUGUGUAGGCACAGGAUAUUUCAGAACUAGCCAUGUGCUAUCCCUCAUAAUGCCAUUCUAGAAUGUCUUGGGCAUAUUCUGAAGUCACGUUCUGAAGGUGAGAGGUCCUGUGUUGAGCACCUUUAAUGCCGCUUCCGUGAGAUUUCUUAUGACGCGGUCUUUUGCCUUCUGGGAGAUUCAAAUUUUCAUCACUCCUCCAAAACUAUCCUUUGGCAUGGAUAGUGAUCUUUGGUCGGCUUUGAUGUAAAGCAGAGUUGUUGAGAUAAGUUGUGGGGCAUAGCCACCUGCCCCCUUGAUAUGUUAGGCUUCAUGACUACACACCACUGGCAUUGAUGGUGUUAUGACCUUCGGGUAGUCAUGACUAACUUUUCUCAUUGAUGUUAGUCAUGACUAAUUGAAGGUCCCAUGAAUUCCACCCAAUUUAUCAUCUUCUAACCGAGGGUAAUAUGUGAAGGAGAGCUGGUUCUGGGGUAGGAAGCAUGAAUUGUCCCAUUUACUAAGCAGGGUCUGCCCUGGUUUGCAUUUGCAUGGGUGACUGCGUGUGAACACUCUCUGCUGUAAGAUAUUCCCCUUAAGGGAUGGGGCCAUAGCUUAGAGGUAGAGCACCUGCUUGCAUGCAGAAGGUCCCAGGUUCAGUCCUUGGCAGCAUCUCCAGAUAAGGAAACGACUCCUGCCUAAAACCUUGGAGAGCUGCUGCCAGUCUGUGUGGAUGAAAAUCUUUUGUUAAUUUUUGCACGUGAUAUUGUCCGUUAUACAAUUGACCUGUGCUGGAGCGGAUUAACUGUGUAGCUAGAUAGGAACAUAGGAAGCUGCCUUAUACGGAGUCAGACCCUUGGUCCACCUAGUUCAGUAUUGCCUGCACUGACUGGCAGCAGCUCUCCAGAGUUUCAGGCAGGAGUCUCUCUCAGUCCUAUUUGCAGAUGCUGCCAGGGGUUGAACCUGGGACCUUCUGCAUACAAAGCAGAUGCUCUUCCCCUGAGCUAUGGCCCCACCCCCAAGAUAUCCACAUUAACUGCAAACCUCUUUGCAAAUAUUCUUCUGCAACAGUGACACUUGUUCUUAAUUUGGUUUUGGGCCACAGUUGUGCGAGAUAUUGGACCGAUUCUGCGUUCACACACACUCUUCUUAAAAAAAUUCAGUUGAUCUCCUAGAUAUCUGAUUGUAUCUGUCUUGAUUCAACUGGAGUGUAAUUACUUUGAUUCGGAUAUAGUUUUAGGAGAACGAAGUUUUAACUUGUACUUGUUAAAACAAAGAAAUGCCUAUUAAAGUGUGCCUCCAUUUUUAUGGUCUGGUAGAAGAAAAUCAUUGUGUGUUAAUACGGCAAGGAAGACGUAACUUGAAUUACCAGCUUCUAACUUUAAAAAUUGGUGUUGCAAAUGAAUGUGUUUUUCUCGUCAUAAAGAGUUUCCCAAGGAAUAAACUCUUUGUUGAAUUAAAGCUUUCUAGGCUGUGUAAAAAUGCAUUGCCGCUUACGGGGUACCAAGUCAUACCUUUUUAAAGUCGCAUAGGACUGGGGAUUUAAUUGGAGGCCUGUUCACUGUAGCGGUGACUACAACAAAUCUUUAUAUACCACGAAAGUUCUCAAAGUGAAAGAUAAGUAAUACAUAAGACGCUUCUCUGUCUCAAAAGGGAUUGCUUUGCUUAUUUCUCACAUUUUUAGACUGUUCCACAUAGAGUUUCUGGGCGGUUUACAAAUUACAACACAACAACACUUAACAUCUUAAAUCAUAAAAAACACAUUAGAGUAUCCAUCAGUGAAAAUUUAAAGCAUUAUAAAACUCAGAGCCUGAUAAAAGAGGUGUGUUUUCAGAAGUCUUUUAAAAACAGCCAGAGAGGAGAGCUGGUCUUGUGGUAGCCAGCAUGACUUGUCCCCUUAGCUAAGCAGGGUCCACCCUGGUUGCAUAUGAAUGGGAGACUAGAAGUGUGAGCACUGGAAGAGAUUCCCCCUCAGGGGAUGGAGCCACUCUGGGAAGAGCAUCUAGAUCCCAAGUUCCCUCCCUGGCAGCAUCUCCAAGAUCGGGCUGAGAGAGAUUCCUGCCUGCAACCUUGGAGAAGUCGCUGCAAGUCUGCCACCCUCUUCCUUAGCUUCUCACGGUCGCUCUACUCUCCUGUUCACGUGUAAAGCACUGAAGCACUAUAAAUCAGAAGUAUGGCUCGGCAAGUAGUUCGCUUCUCUUUCUUCACUGGAAGAUCCUGCAAGGCAUGUGACAUACAGAGCAGCAGUUUGCGUUGGACUAAAGCCAGGGAGAGCUGGGUUCAAAUUCUUUCUCUACCGUGAAGCAGGGAUGUGCAAAGUAAUUCGACCAAAUAGAUUCGACCCGAAUCUGCUUGCACAGGAUGGGAUUCGUUCGAAUCAUUUUGAAUUUACCUGAACUUGAAUCAAAUUUGAUUUGAAUUCAAUUUGAAUUUGUCUGCAUUCGAAUCGGUUCAGAUGAAUCCCAUUCUGUGCAAGAAGAUUGGAGGCAGGCAUAGUCUUUGCACAUCCCUACUAUGAAGCUCACUGAGUGACGUUGGGCGGUUUUUCUCUCCCACAAAUACCCCUCUUCGUCUGGUUAGGAGAAUCAAGGUUCUGGGGAAACAAUGUGUCACUGUGAGCUGCUGGCAGGGAGUGCUCAAGUGAAAACCAAUACAUAAAUAAUAGAUCAGGGGUAUUUUUUUUUAAAAGAUAUUAAUCUCCAUGUAUCUAACAGUUAGUGUGUUAGUUCUCUCAUUCAUUCAGGAAGUUUCUUCUUUCAUCUUGGAUCUCUACUGAGCCCUGAAUGUGGCUGAGUGGCCACUUUGAACUAUGAUCUUCAGGAGACAUAAAUAUCUGGGCGACAGACAGAUUUCCUGGGUCAAGCAAAACUGAAGUUUGUCAUGGCCAUGCACAGGAUGAUUGGGAGGAAAAAAUGUAUAUUGGCGUUGGUUGGCUUGCUGCUUCUUUCAGCCGGAUUGGUCUUGCCUUGUCCUCAGGUGUGCCAGCUCUGCUCUGUGUACGCAACGGAAUGUGAGCAGAUCUCGUCCCUCCCAGCAGUUUUGGCCACUUUGCCAAGUUACACAGAGAAGAUAGUCCUGCAGCACGGAAACCUCAGCGAGAUCCCCCCUCUGUCCUUCCGGAAAUUCCACAACCUCCAUUUCUUGUCCCUCAACGGCUUCCUCAUCACCUCCCUGUCGGACCUUGCCUUUUCCACCUUCCCCCUCAACAGCCUGAGAAGCCUGGAUCUCAGCAACAACCAGUUGCUCAGCUGCAUGAUUCACCCCAUGGCUUUCUCGGGUCUGCUGUUCCUCAGCAAGUUGACUCUAACCAACAACAGUCUAGACAUCUUGAGGAGAUCGUGGUUCUCUGAGAUGCCAGUGCUCACCAAGCUGUUCCUCUCGGCCAACAAAAUCCUGUACCUCCCUCCCAGAAUGUUUGAAAACUUAACCAAGCUGAAUGAGUUGGUGGUCUCUUCCAAUCUUAUCCAGUAUCUGCCCAUGGACACUUUUUAUGGGCUGCCCUCGCUGACCAAGUUGGACUUAUCCAGCAACAAAAUCUUGUUCGUCAACCGUGAGGUCUUCCAGCCGUUGAGGGCACUCAAGUAUCUCUUGCUGUUUCAGAAUCGGUUGACCAUUCUUCCCAGCCUUCCAGGGUCUGUGGCCUUCUUAUUCCUCCACGGAAACCCCUGGGAAUGCAGCUGCCAGAUGGCGAUGUCCAUGGAGACGCUGUCGGCGAAAAUCCAGACUCCUGACGGGGUGGUUUGCGACAGACCCCCCAGCCUUGCUGGACGCCAGGUGACGAGCGCCAGGCCUGACGGCUGCUCUCCUCCGUCGUCGUCGUCACCUUCGUCUUCGAUGGCAAACGCUCCGCCACCUAAAGUGAUGUACUUCACCUUGCUUUAUGGCGUCAUAGGUGGAGUCUUCAUCGGCUUGAUCGUGUGUCUGAUUUGCUGCUGUUGUGUACCAAAAUGCAUGAACGGCAUACGCAGCAAGAGUCGGAAGAAGGACAAGCCGAGCUUUGUGAGUGAGUGGACCGGAGCGUUCUCGGGAGAAAUGAGGCCUGCCAGUACAGACUCUCAGAUCCUUUACAGCUUUCCGGUGGUUGAGAAUUCCGCCUUGGCUUUUGAAGCGGGCAGCGUCCCAAGAGAGACCAGCGCGGGCCACUUCGGCUCCAGGAUCUACAAGGCCGAGCAGGCGAGAGCCACAGCCCAGAGGCCGCUGGUUGCCCUGUUGUCGGUGGACAAGACCACGGGCAAAGCCUUUGUGCGUCUCUGUGAGAGAGGAGACGAGAGGUGGUACGCCACCCUGGACCAGCCACGCUCCCAAAUACAGGAAGAAAGUACCCAGAGGUUGGGUGUAGUCUCUGGGGGUGCUGGUGCCUAUGGUAUGCCGGAGCAAAGUUUUGCCAGAGGAGAGCAUUGCUUCUGUGGUUGUCGAGAAGCAACCUCAGAUCCGGUGAAAAGGAUGCCGUGUGUCCUGGGAAAGUGUCUUGACACCUCCUUAGCUGGGCAGAGAAGACCUCCAGCUAGGCUUCACAGUGUUCAGCUGCCCCAAACGUUGGUCCACAUCGAUAUUCCCGAUGGAAGAGCGAUCAAGAUUAAGAGAGACGGGGCCUUGGUUUGUGACAGCUCAUCCAGCAGGAGCGGUUUCCACGUCGGCGCCUCCCACGGCCGGCCGAGGCACAGGCUGCCGUCCGGAAACCCAGCUCUUCGCGACGAGGCCCGGUUUUCGUCUUCUAGAUGCGUAUCGGAGACCAGACUGUGGCGAGAAAGCUCUGCGGAGAGGAGACGGCCGAAGUGUACAGUCAGAAGUAGAGAUCAGAAGUACGAUCAGAAGAGACGGCCGAAGCGUACGUUCCGAAGUCGGGAGUCGCUUCGGAAGACGGAGAUUUAUGCUAAAGACUACGCCCCGCUGCUGCACGAAGGCAACAGAAAACCGAAGAAAGGAGCGUUGCAUGACCAUCAUCCUGUUCUCACCCCUGACAGGGGUUCCAGUUCUUCCUCUGCCACCAGCUCCAGCCUCUGCGGCAUCUGCGCUCCGAGGAAUCCUUGUAUUAAAAUGCUCUCUGUCGCGCACCGAUCUCUGAAAAGAGAGAGCCCUUCCCAACUCAGAGGCAACGCUGCUCGAGAGAGAAGUGUGGGUCUUGAACGAAGCAAGGUUGGGCAUCGGCCACAGGAAGAGGACCUUGCCUUGACAAGGGAUGCUUCCAUUGUGGAGAGAUCCUGGAGGUGCCAGCGAUGUGGCUUUGAGGAGUCCCAUUCGUGCACAACAGCGCAGAGGGCGUUCGCGCAGCGGAAGGCUGGUCCUACGGCUUCUGAAAUGCAAGCAGAUGCUGCCUCCCAAUGGGGCUACUCCGAUACAGUUCAUCGGAAAGGGCGCAAAGCAGCCGUUAACGUCUUCGGCCUCCACCAGAAUGCCGAGAAGUCGCUCUUGGAAGGAUUGCCGAAAUCUAGCUGUCCGUCAGCCCCGCCACCUCCCUUUGGAGUCCCUCAUCCUGGGCAGACUGAAGAUGACCAAGAAGCCGCUUACGAAUAUCCUUCGCUGCUGGAGAAUGCAACGGCCACCUCGGAAGCCAAGCGCUUGCUUCGAGGGACGGGCGCGGGCUUCCCACUUAGUGGGCACACCCCUACGAAAUUGAUUCUAAAGGAGCAGGAGGGGGCGGUGAAAGUCAUGAAGACCAUGACUGCCGUUGAUCAUGCGGUGGACGCAUUCCCCCAAGAGUGUGGGAGCGCUGGACGCUUGGCUGAAGAUCUCCUGGCUGCAGGCGUGCCUUUGGGGAUGGUCGCCUGUGACGUUGGUGAGCCUUUCGUGGAAGGCCUAGCCGAAUGGGUGAGCGUGUCUCCGGAUGUCACGCCUUUGGGUUCCGGCCACGAUGUUUCUAGCGGCCUGCCCUUGGGGUUGGAGGACAACCCGUUGCUGCUGGAGCCUCCUAUUUCUGGCCAGAGCAGCAGCAGACUUUCUUUCUCGGGCGUGGGAUACGAAGAGGUGGCAGCCAUCACGUCCAGCUGCCCUUUGGUUCAGGAAAUGUGCCAGAUCCAUUUCCCGCUGCCGGUUGAAGAGGAAAAAGCAAGCCAGCUGGAGGAGGAAGAGGAGGAGGAGAAUGCCAUGGCGGUCCUGUUUGUAGGGGAAAGGACUGUGUGCUCGACACACAGCGGGUUGUCGGAAUGUGCGGCAGAUUGAGCAUAGGGGCACUUGUUUCCCAGCCAGCCAGCCAGCUUCGGUUCAGUCUGCUCUUUGCUUUUCCCUUCUGCUUGAAUAAAUGCUUUCUGGAGGCUGAAAAGGUUUCAUUCUUGUCCCUUAACGGCACUGGGUCUUAGAAAAGCAAACCCUCUCUCCCCACUUGGCAUUCCCUUGGCUCAAACGGCGCAGCAACCCAUCCUUAAAACGAGUUGGUGACACUAACUGUAAGUAUCCUAACACAGUAGGAACUCUCAUGACGGGGCCAGAUGACUUAUUUAUGCCUUUUUUUAAAAUCCCACUUCCUGUUUUCCAUGAGUCGGGAGCCCUGGGAAACUUCAGUGAAGAGACGGGAGCCUUGGGAAAACCUCAGUAAGUGCUUCGUCAGCCUGCUGGAUUGGUUUUUGCUGCCACUGCAUGUGAGUUUAUUUAUUAAAAUUAUUUAUUAAAACAUUUUUCUACUGCCCAAAAUUUACGUCUCUGGGCGGUUUUUCUGUUAAGACAGAAAAAGGUGGAGAUUUGGUGGAAAACACAGGAAGGGAACAGUUUGGCAGUGGCGAUUUAAAGCGAUUUCCCCAAAGGAUGUUUCCAGACUCCCAGAUCUGGGAGUGACUCAGUGCUGUGGCGACGUGUGUCAUGAGGCCCUCGACUACUUCACCGGUUUCCUGGGACGUCAGCAGGGAAAACGCUAGGCAGCCUUCCUGUAAUCCAUGAACCAGCUGAGGUGGCCAGUACCAUCUGGGCAGAGGAAUGACAUAGUAGCUUUUGCCAAGAUCUGUGCCUCUAGAGAUGGAAAAGAGAUGUGCCCUUGUGGAGCAGGAGAGAUUGGGACGGUUCUCUGUGGUGUUCUCGGUCGUGCCAUUUUUCAUCAUCUAUGCAAUACAUUAAUUCUGCCCCAUUAAAGAAUCUCCCUGGCUGAACUGAUGAAUUUUAUAUUUUGGAUCUUUUAGCAUGUAAAGAUAGUAAAAAGUCAAUUUAAGUCAGUGGAGCCAAUUUCUGUAUUUGAGGCUCCAGAUCAUGUCAAGCAGUUAUAGGUUUUUUUCAAAGGAAUGUAUUCAGGAAAAUUGUUAAAUUACUUGGGCUGCUGUACCUAUUGUAGUUUUGUGAAGUGUGUAUGUGUCUAUUUUCCUUUUCCUGGUCUUAGACUGACUGAAAUAAAGAUGCUGUUGUGCAA
This is a messenger RNA of Hemicordylus capensis (graceful crag lizard), 7317 nucleotides long. RefSeq lists its product as uncharacterized. The record is from RefSeq and is a predicted model, not a curated record. The transcript is spliced from 9 exons. Gene Ontology annotation, molecular function: protein binding. Lineage: Eukaryota; Metazoa; Chordata; Lepidosauria; Squamata; Cordylidae. The coding region runs from base 2868 to 6146 and encodes 1092 amino acids.